UCCAUCAGUGUUCAUCGCGUCAGUAGAUGAGACCCAUUUUAAUUUCAGCUGCUCAGACAAUCAGUCACUCAGGAUGACGCAUCAGUUCCCAACGCUCUCCGAGGCUCAGAAGAGGGAGCUGCAUGAGACCGCUUUACGCAUAGUUUCUCCAGGGAAGGGCAUCCUGGCUGCAGAUGAGUCUGUAGGCAGUAUGGCUAAGCGGCUGGCUCAAGUCGGAGUGGAGAACACGGAGGAGAACCGCAGGCAGUAUCGGCAGAUCCUCUUCAGUGCGGACGAUCGCAUCAACAGCUGCAUCGGAGGGGUCAUCUUCUUCCACGAGACCCUGUACCAACACUCUGAUAAUGGAGUUCCCUUUGUCAAAAUGAUCAGGGACAGGGGAAUCCUGGUUGGGGUCAAGGUUGACAAAGGUGUUGUUCCCCUGGCAGGAACUUGUGGAGAAACCACCACACAGGGUCUGGAUGGAUUGUCUGAGCGUUGUGCGCAGUAUAAAAAGGACGGCGCUGUCUUCGCAAAGUGGCGCUGUGUGCUCAAAAUUAGUGACGUCAAUCCAUCAAAGCUGGCUAUCACAGAAAAUGCGAAUGUUCUUGCACGUUACUCUAGUAUCUGCCAGCAGCAUGGCAUCGUGCCCGUCAUAGAGCCAGAGAUUUUGCCUGAUGGUGAUCAUGACCUGAAGCGCUGCCAGUAUGUCACUGAGAAGGUCCUGGCUGCAGUGUACAAGGCCAUGUCAGACCACCACGUGUACCUCGAAGGCACUCUGCUCAAACCCAACAUGGUCACUUCUGGACACAGCUGCUCCACCAAAUACAGCCCAGAGGAGGUUGCAAUGGCAACCCUCACUGCUCUGCGCCGCACAGUUCCCCCAGCUGUGACAGGCAUUGCUUUUCUGUCGGGAGGUCAGAGUGAAGAGGAGGCCUCUAUCCACCUUAAUGCCAUCAACAACUGCCCUCUGCCCAAACCCUGGGUCCUGACGUUCUCCUUCGGACGAGCCCUGCAGGCGUCUGCACUCAGAGCCUGGAGAGGACAUAAAGAGAACGAGAAAGCCGCCACUGAACAGUUCAUCAAGAGAGCAGAGGUGAACAGUCUGGCAUGUCAGGGAAAGUACACCGGUGGAGAUAACUAUGGAGAGGCUGGCCAGCGCAUUUACGGUUCCUGCCAUGCAUAUUGAAGAGUAUAAAAAGAACAUUUUAACUAGCAGUGUGUUCUUCCACACCAUAACAAGAUAUAUUACAGAGAAGAUGUACUGCAUAUUCUUAGGUUAUUUCAGAAUAUUGGCCUACAUAAUGAUAUUAAAUGAAAUAUCUUGCCUUGACAAAUGAGAACAAUCAGAACAUGGCCUUGGGUGUUUCUAACACAUGUGCUGAAUGAAAGGCUCAUGCUUUACUUGUGUUGUAGCAGUACUUUGACUAGAGCUUUAAAUCCUGCAGUUAAUAUUGCAAUGCCAGCCUAACAUGUGCUCCACAGUAAUGAUAUUAGUUCAACUCAAAACACAGUUAACUAAAUAGUUAAAGAAGCUGAAUCUAUAUGAUACAGCUCCCAAUCUAUUAUUUAGAAGUUGUUAUGUGAAGCUUCUGUGCUUGUGUGACAGAGAAAGUGGAUUUGUGUAGUUCAGUUUCUUUAUUUAGUUAGCAGUGAACAUGCACAAAUAGACAUAUUGUAAGAGAAUUAGCUUGAAGCUAAUUUGCAUCUACAGUCCCCAGGUAUGAAGUACAAUCAGCUCAAUAAGUAAUAUACAACACAUGCUGAUGUGUGUUAUCAUUCUUAGUAGCAUUAUAUGUCUAAUAAACAUAUUUCAAAUGUAAGUAUUUAGGCAAUAAAACUGUGUUCUAGUAAAGUC
Neolamprologus brichardi is the source of this 1834-nucleotide messenger RNA. It is a transcript of the gene aldoca, whose product is annotated as aldolase, fructose-bisphosphate C, a. Gene Ontology annotation, molecular function: fructose-bisphosphate aldolase activity. NCBI's taxonomy places the organism in Eukaryota, Metazoa, Chordata, Actinopteri, Cichliformes, Cichlidae. The record is from RefSeq and is a predicted model, not a curated record. Gene Ontology annotation, biological process: glycolytic process.